Molecule: messenger RNA, 1038 nt
Organism: Vanessa tameamea
Lineage: Eukaryota; Metazoa; Arthropoda; Insecta; Lepidoptera; Nymphalidae
Product: dynein light chain 2, cytoplasmic
Exons: 3
Coding region: 197-466 (89 amino acids)
Biological process (GO): microtubule-based process
Cellular component (GO): cytoplasmic dynein complex
Molecular function (GO): dynein intermediate chain binding
Source: RefSeq, a predicted model, not a curated record
UAAAGUCAGAGGUGCUUAGUUUUCGAUAACCUUUACGCUGCGCCGAGGGUUUUAUAUGCAAGUAAUAUCGUGCCUACGUACUCGACUUAUUUGGCGCGCGUCAAGUGUUGGCGAUGUCACGAAGUCGUCCGUGGAAUAUGAAACGAAUUGCUAAGUGUUAAAGUCGUAUUUAGAUUUUUUUUCCUAUACAGACAAGAUGUGUGACCGCAAAGCGGUGAUAAAAAAUGCUGACAUGAGCGAGGAGAUGCAGCAGGAUGCUGUGGACUGCGCGACGCAGGCACUCGAAAAGUUCAACAUUGAGAAGGAUAUAGCUGCCUUCAUCAAGAAGGAAUUUGACAAGAAGUACAACCCAACAUGGCAUUGCAUCGUUGGAAGGAACUUUGGCUCGUAUGUGACGCACGAGACGCGUCAUUUCAUCUACUUCUAUCUGGGCCAAGUUGCGAUACUCCUCUUCAAGAGCGGUUAGGCCGCCUCCCCGUUCCGUCUAAAUUUUAUGUUGUUAGUGGCAGACUCGGACCGUGGCUUCAUCCUGACCGCUCACCCGCAGUGCUGGGAACGGUUGGGAGGCCUGUGUGUGUGAUUGCUCAUCUCUGACGCACCUCACUCGUACGUUUGUACCGUUAGCUACUCUUAAGAAGUUCACUCGGGUAACAUUCACUUCUAGUGUAUUUAUGUAUUUAUAUUUGAGGGAAAUUUUAGUUAAUUACUAGACUGUACCUAGCAUAGCAUAAAGUCAUAUGUUAGUACUUACCUAAAUUUAUUGUUUAAUUUUUCUUUGUUACUUCUUCACUGGAGAUAUUUUCGAAACUUCUAUUAUUAUUAAACUUUCUUAAUAACUGGUUGUUUUCAUUUGUUUAUGAUUAUAUCGAGUUGUAUUGAAAGUAGACUUAAGCUGUCUCCAUCUGAACUGUUAAUUGUCUAUAAUCGUAUAAAUAACCCAAUGUGAUUUGGAAAAAUAUGUAAAAAUUAUACUACAAUAUAAUAUGUAGUUAUGUGAAUACCUUAAUUAUUUGCAUUUAUUAAAAACUAUUUAGUUUU